Messenger RNA from Phanerochaete carnosa HHB-10118-sp, 905 nucleotides. RefSeq lists its product as uncharacterized. NCBI's taxonomy places the organism in Eukaryota, Fungi, Basidiomycota, Agaricomycetes, Polyporales, Phanerochaetaceae. The coding region runs from base 402 to 773 and encodes 123 amino acids. The transcript has a single exon. The record is from RefSeq and is a predicted model, not a curated record.
UGCAAGCGUUUCCUUCUGAAUGUACAACUCCCGAGCCAGUUGGCGAUACCUACGCAUCCGGGCCCAGUCCUUUUGAACCUCGUUUCUCCACUAGUGCAACCCCCAGCGGCGCGAAACCCUUACACAGAGCGCCGCAAUAUCUGUCGCUCCACGACGCUGCCUUGCCAACUCCGUCUCCUCUCUCCCUGGAUACUGCCCAGUCCUCCCACGAACUGGCAUCCCCUGUGGCCUUGCUUCCCCCUCGUUCCGUAAGGCUUGCACGUGUCGCAAAUGCCUUGCGCUCCCCAAUUAUGCGCGUUGAUUCUCCGGGCUACUUCAAUAUCUAAGUCUCCUGGACUGAUUAUCGCCACCGUAUUCAUCCGAACCUCUCCAUUCGAAGACAGAUCGCUGUUAGACCACGCAUGCACGAAUCCGUGUGUUUGCCCUCGCCUCAGAUUAUAGCACCACUGCCUCGUGCCAUCCUUGUCUUUGUCCCCAUUGCGUGGCUUCCCAUUGUAUCGAACGUAUCGAAUAAUAUGUAUAGUGUAGAACAGCAUGUCAUUGCAUAUGUGGCAUCAGUUCCGAGACGCGCUCCCAGACACCGAAUCUUAGACUGUCAAACCAACCAACCAAACAAACCUACUCCGCUCUUCUACCUCCCACCACUGUCGUCACCGUACAGGCUUGACAAGGCCCCGCACGUUGCGGCAUCCAACGCACUUGCCUCUAGGGUUCCCGCUGCCCUCAUUACGACCGCAUUUACCGCAACGACUAACGACCGGCGCACGAGUUAACACGAAGUUGUAGGAGAGCGAUUAUAGGAUGGGGAACGUCAUGUCCGCGAGAAAGACAGAUGUUACGGUGACUGUAGGCAGCAGGGUACGUUGCGUGCCUCGUGUACGACCUCUUUGGGGUGGUGUCGUCCG